Clonostachys byssicola is the source of this 1323-nucleotide messenger RNA. NCBI's taxonomy places the organism in Eukaryota, Fungi, Ascomycota, Sordariomycetes, Hypocreales, Bionectriaceae. The record is from the annotation of a GenBank genome assembly.
AUGAGUUUCUUCCUUAGCUUGCUUCCACAAUAUGCCGAGUUUGUAUACCCGUUGAAUCCGAUAAUCUCGCCCCCAGAGAUGGAGGAAGCCAUCAGAAACAUGAAUCAAAGUAGCGAAGAUGCCGCCCUUGUCCAUGCCUUUGCGGCUAUAACUAUCAAUCGGAUGCGGUCAUCGUGGGCUCUUCAUAAGGGUGUUGCCGUGCAAAUGACCGAAUUAGUCCGGUGCAGCACUAGAGCCUAUCGAACAUACGAACUCGAUUGGGACGAUGAAAAAGAUGACGAUAUUCUUAAGUCGUUGCCUGUGACCGCAAAACGCAUUCUUACUUGUGUGUUCUUGAGUGUCUGCGCACUGACACUAGGAAGGGUCGACCGCAGCUUUGCCUGGCUUCGUGAAGGUAUUACCAUGUUUCAGGCCCUUGAUUUCGUGCAGAACUUCCCAAGCGGACCAAACAAUGCAGCGAGAUGGCAAAGGCUCUACUGGGAACUGUUUCUACAUGAAAGACAUGUGGCUCUUCUUCCGUCUUUUGGUAGUGUCUUACCGGCUCCAAGCUGGGGACCUCCAGUUAGUGAUACGAGUAUACCGGGCCACAUCGACCUCGGAUUUCGUCGCCUAGUCAAUCUCUUUGCCAUUUUGGAUGAUAGGUUUCUUGCUCACUGGCGCUCACAACAAAACCGCUCCACUGAGCAGUCCACAGAGUCGCCUUUGACAACCCAGUGGAUAGAGGACAAGCACAAGGAGUUGGAUGAAGAUGCAGCUGGUACAGCCGAGGAGGAACGGUUAUCAAAGGAAAGAGGAAGCAGUGGUCUGACAGAACUCCAGCAUAUCGACCUUGUGAUUACCAGGUUAUGGCUACGGACUCUGCUCUGGCAGCUUGCCUUAUCUCAAGGUCUUCUUGCUUCCACGACCUCCUCCACAAACCACGAAGGACUUUCAUUUCAGUUCCCAAUCAGCAACCUUUAUACGGAGUUCCGAUCAGUAUUUAGCCGUCUUCAAGAUGUCACCAGCGUGGGCUUUCACGGGAUGGGGAUGCUUGAGAAGCUCUUCGAGAUAACCAGCACCAUCGCUGAUGUCAUGGUAGUGACCAGCCAAUCCGCCCAGAUUGAAGACGAAGAUAUUUCACGAGUAGAAUAUUUGUUGUUCCUCUUCAAGUUUCUUGCAGGAUUCGAUGCGGUUGCUUCAAAACAGAGAAAUUACUUACUUGAGAAGCUGCAAGCUAUGAAAGGCAUGUACACUAUGAUAGACUUUGACGGUGUCGUUUUAAACAACAUGGGCGGUUCCAGUGGUAUCGAUGCCAGUCCCGGAUCCCAUUACUCUCCACCCUAG